Capsaspora owczarzaki ATCC 30864 is the source of this 1305-nucleotide messenger RNA. RefSeq lists its product as hypothetical. Bases 86 to 1240 code for a protein of 384 amino acids. The transcript has 5 exons. The record is from RefSeq and is a predicted model, not a curated record. NCBI's taxonomy places the organism in Eukaryota, Filasterea, Ministeriida, Capsasporidae. Gene Ontology annotation, cellular component: nuclear origin of replication recognition complex. Gene Ontology annotation, molecular function: DNA binding. Gene Ontology annotation, biological process: DNA replication initiation; DNA replication.
GUCGUUUCGUCUCAAUCUCACCCAACUCGGUCCCGAUCAGCACAGCUCAAAACGCAGCUUCAAGCUCUCGUCGCUUCUUCCAAUAAUGAACACGGUGACUCACAUUGCGGAUCGCAUGGGCAUCGAGUCGCCGCGUGUGCGCGCCAAGGCCGCCGAGCUCGUCCGCCUCGCAGCCAUCAAUGCGCCGUCCGCUCCUGGGUUUGAAGUCGUGUGCAGACCAGCAGUCGCGUUGGACACUGCAUGCCGUAUGCACAAGGAGCCGUUCGAUCGGAAAAUGGCAAUCAAACUAUCCGGAACAAACGCAAAGACAUACACGCUCGUUCUCAACACCAUUCAAGGGGUGCUCGAUGUUCGGCAUCGCAUCGAUCUGCGGGACCUCGCCAUCCAGAUGAAUUGCACGGAUUUGCUACCACAGUUGAAGGAGUUUGCCAAUCGGUACCGUGAAGCGCUGGUAGAAGAACAACCAGUUGCCUCAGCCAAUCCCAGUGAUCUCUUUGAAACGGCCAUGAGCAAACCUGCCGUUCUCGCUGCAGUCUUUUACGCCGGUUGCCGCGUGAUGAAAUUUCGCGUCAGUCGAAGAAAGAUUAUCCACGCGUGUGACAUUGGCGAGACAGAGUUUCGUAAUGUGCUGGCCAAGGUGGAGUCGGUUAUUGGUGUAGGCGAUACGGAAAAACACGGCAGCAGCGACGAAGAGUCAACAGAUACGAGCGGAAACCCUCGUGGGAGAAAACGAAGACAAAGUGCCCAAGAUGAGGAUGAUAGUGGUUCGGACAGCGACAAUGGCGAUAACAACAAUGCAAGCAGCUCACGAAAAGCAUCAAGACUGGACGUUGCCGACUCGAGUGCUGCUGCAGCUUUGCAAAGCUCCUCCUCCUCGAAAAGAGGCGAACGAAUGGCCGCUGCUUGCGAGAUGCCGCCAAGACCCGGCACCGUGGCGUCACUAUUGGUUCAAGAUACCACCACAAAACGAACGUAUUGGGACAAAUCUCCUGCUCGACUGUUUAAAGCCACCCGAGCACCAGCAGAGCCUGUCUUGGACGAUCUGCCCGAGCCUGAACUACCGAAUGCGGCAGCUCGUCCCGUCCAGACAGCUCCUUCUUCCGUUUCAGUUUCCAAACCAGCUCCCGUCAAGUCUCGUCGACCUGACCCGACAAAAGAUACAACAUUUACUCCUUCCGCCAAAACGAAUCGCGAUUAUCUCGACUGGAAGGCCAAAAUUCUCGGCGGAACUGAAAAGUAAAGGGGGCGGGGGUUUUGGAUGUUGCAUGCUCGGUGUACAAUACCAUUCAAACACGACAUGAUUGC